UCACUGCCCAUGAAAUUUCAUAAGGCCACGUGCUUGUGCUUGUGACUGCACGAAGAACAUCCCCUGACCCCUCCCCUUCACCAGAACCACCCGCCCGCCAUGCGGUUAAAGCGUGGAGCACCCAGAGCACACACUUCUGCAAGUUCUGCAUAACGCAUAAAACGUUCGUGUCCGUUGCAGAAACGGGAUAACGUUUAUUAACUGAAACGCAAACGUGGUGCCUGUUCAGAGAAAUUCAACACCUCAACCUUGGAAUCUGAAAACGUCGGUUGUAGAGCUCGACUGAUCCAAUCGUCGAAGAAAUUAUCCGAUCGACAUGGAAGCGGUCGAGGAGAGCGAGCCCAACGUUCUUCGCGAGAUCGCGAGUGAGGAGGAGCUAGCGCAAAUCCCGAGAGAAUUAACGAGGAAAAUCAAUGCCCAUUUUAAUGCAAAGUUCGAGGAGUUUAUAACCGCGGCGGUUAUAACUAAGGCGGUUUUCGAGACCAGCCGAAAAUGGUUGGAGCAAAAUUUAGAGACGGCGCAGAAGGAACUUGCAGAGCAGAAGUUGGAUCUUGACGAGUGUAGAGGGAAGUUGGAGCUAGCGGAAAAGAGCAAUACAGAAGUAUGUAGCAAUCUUGAGGAAGUGAAAAUUGAAGUGCACGGAUUACAGGAAUCUGUCAAACGGUAA
Temnothorax curvispinosus is the source of this 667-nucleotide messenger RNA. RefSeq lists its product as uncharacterized. Bases 317 to 667 code for a protein of 116 amino acids. Lineage: Eukaryota; Metazoa; Arthropoda; Insecta; Hymenoptera; Formicidae. The transcript has 2 exons. The record is from RefSeq and is a predicted model, not a curated record.